Molecule: messenger RNA, 1194 nt
Organism: Lachancea meyersii CBS 8951
Lineage: Eukaryota; Fungi; Ascomycota; Saccharomycetes; Saccharomycetales; Saccharomycetaceae
Source: the annotation of a GenBank genome assembly
AUGGGACAACUCUUGUCACAUCCACUGACAGAAAAAACCAUUGUGUACAAUGAGUACGAGCAUUUCCCCGCCAACGUCUCUAGACACCGUCUGGGACACAGAUCUAGGCAGAUUGAAGGUAAAGAAGAGGGAAAAUAUGCUCAGUUUUUCAAUUGUGUGGGGUCGAUGCAAGGAUAUCGACUGACCCAGGAAGACGCGCACUUAGUUGCCAAUUGCGAUAAUUCAUUGGACGUGAAGUUCUACGAUCCAUUUCAGGAUGCUGAAGAGGUUCUUCGGAUAUCGCUUUUUGGAGUUUUCGACGGUCAUGGUGGCGGUGAGUGCUCGCAGUAUGUGAGCUCCGAACAGAACCCCCGAGAAGGCAUUAGCAAGUGGAUUAAAUUUGCAUUCGAAACGCACGAAUACGGAUCGGUUGACGUCACGCCAAAGUCCGGCAGGGCAUUCAAACAUAAAUUUCGCACCAUCGAGGGUCUCAUCUGCCAGAUUCUCAAAGAUGCAUUUUUGCUGCAGGACCGAGAACUAUACUGUCAUUUUGCCAAAGAAUCGUGUGGUUCCACAGCGAUCGUGGCUCUCAUAAUCAAUGGGGAAAUGCUAUACGUUGCCAACACAGGCGACUCACGAUGUGUCUUGUCUGCGAAGGGCGGAGGUGUGAAAACACUUUCAUUCGACCACAAGCCGCAGCACAUUGGAGAACUGGUCCGAAUAAACGACGAUGGCGGCACCGUUUCUCUAGGAAGAGUCGGUGGAGUUUUGGCCCUAAGUCGAGCGUUUGGCGAUUUUCAGUUCAAAACAAGUGUCUCAUAUACAAACAAGGCUGCAGGGUCGUCUGCUGGGCAGAAAUUCGUUGCACCGGCCCAAGAGUCUCAAGUAACUGCAGAGCCCGACGUUUUGCCACACCGCAUAUCCUACGACCGCGAUGAGUUCUUGAUUCUAGCAUGCGACGGAAUCUGGGAUCUCUACAGCAACAAAAAUCUGGUCCAGUUCAUUAAGUACCAUUUGACACUUGGACAAAAGCUAGAUGACAUAGUUACAAAAUUACUGGAACACGGAAUAAACUCUGCAGAUAGCAAUACGGGCGUGGGGUUUGAUAAUAUGACCAUAAUAAUAAUCGCUUUAAAUCGACCGGGCGAGUCGCUUGCUCAAUGGUAUGCCAAAAUGAAAACGCGAUUGGAACGCGAAAAAGGGCUAAUUGCUUGA